AUGAUUCAAAGGAUCAAGGGAGGCUCAAGUAGUAUCGCGGAGGCUUCAAGACUGUUGCCGACAUGCUCGUUCAUACGCGGCUUCCGAGCAGACGCAACUGACCCGGAGACUCGCAGUGAAGACGCCUGUGAGGAUCAAUGUUGCAAAGGCUUGCUUGCGGAUCCGCCUGCUUACCGCGGACCCAUCCGGACAGCUCAGCCGAGGAAAGGCGAGCGGCGCAAGGCCCUCCCCGUCCUCGCUGGUGACCAGUUCACCAGCAACGUAGCAACUCUGCUGCCGCCGCUGACAGAGGGGGCCGUGCAGGGGCUCAAGGCCCUGGCGGCAUCAGGGCUGUACAAUAGCGAUAGCAGGGGUGCCGGAGGACCAGCGACGGCUGCAGGCACAUGCGAGGAUGCCGUGCAGUACGACGCUCACCAGGCUGCUCUUUCGGAGCUGUUGGACCGACUUCAGGCGCUGCAACAACAUUUGCAGGACUUCAUGUCCGACGACGGGAGCCGCAACGGCACAAUUGUCGCGCUCGCAACAAUUACCGAGGAGGACGGCGAUGAGCCAGGCGGACCGUACAUUCGCAACGAAGCAGACAGCCAAGACGUUGCGUGCAGUGGACCCGAGGGUCUUGAAGGCAGCGCGAGCUCAGACGGUCGCGUAGCGAAUGAGGGAUCAGGGUCGUCGUGUGCCGCGACUAUGCUGGGUCGAUGGCGACGGCGCCCUGCAGGAUGGCAGCAAGGCCCCCGACCGGCGCCGCCGUGGGACGACACGCAACCUUUCCAGACCCAUGUGGGCACAGUGUAUCAUUUCUGGCGGUUGUGUCCAUAUGGUUAG
Molecule: messenger RNA, 822 nt
Organism: Volvox carteri f. nagariensis
Lineage: Eukaryota; Viridiplantae; Chlorophyta; Chlorophyceae; Chlamydomonadales; Volvocaceae
Exons: 6
Coding region: 1-822 (273 amino acids)
Source: RefSeq, a predicted model, not a curated record